UGUUUCUAUAAUGAUGUUACAAGCCAAUGUUUUAAUGCACCUGUCGCUUUCGGCGGUAAACGACCACAGAUUAUUAAUAUCACAAACGUCACACUAUUCUCUAUGGUAUUGGAAUAGAGUUCUUUUUCGCAUGAAAGUCUUUGUUUCAAUCUUUGAUACCAAGGUUUGUUACUCCAGAAAUAAAUAUUACACCCUCUCCAGAAUCACAAUUUCAGUGCCAAGUUCCCGUCCUAGAUGCGUAACGUCAGUCAACACGCGAUAACCGUGCCCGAUGGUCAGAAUCGAAAGUGUUAUAGCGUAAAUAUUGUCUUAAAAGUAUAUUUUGACGUUUGUAGACGCGGAAAAAUUAGAUUUUGACAAUUCAAUAUGGCAGACGACGGUUUUCAAGUGUACAUGAGGAUGGAAAGUAUCACAGAACAGGACGAUAUACAUUUAGCUGGCGCUAAAAAGGAAAUAAGAAAUGAUCUAACAGUUAUAAUACCAGAAAAUCCAUUCCCAGAAAUAGCAGUGGAGGCAUACCCACCACUCAAAUUUUCAUGGGUUAUUCCAAAAAAAUUGGCAGCCAUGGCGUUCCCUAGGAAUAAAGAGAAUUUGCAGUUUCUCGUAAAUCAAGGUAUAACGAAUCUGGUAACACUGGCAGCGGGGAAAAAACCUCCCGUAGACGAUAUUGCCAGAUUAAGGUGGACAGAAAUACCGAUAGAAGAGUUCGAGUUACCGACAAUAGAACAAAUAAAAAAAUUCAUUGACGUUUGUAAAAGAGCGGACAAAAAUGGCGAGGUGAUGGGUAUCCACUGCCGACAAGGGCGCAGCCGCUGCGGCGUGAUGCUGGCCUGCUACCUCGUGCACUUCCACAGGUUCCUGCCCGACCAGGCCUCCAACGUCAUCCGCAUGAUGAGGCCAGGUUCAUUGGACUUCCCGGAACAAGAGGAAGUGGUCGAUAAAUAUUUCGAACACCUGACAGAAGACAAUCCAUUGAGGUUCGGUGUCAGUGGUGAGGUGAUGGAAGAGUUUAUAGAAGCUGCCAGAGAAAGCACUAAACGGAUUCUCUAGACCAGCGCCAUCUGUCUGUGAUCAUGCUGUAUUGUGAUUUAUUUAUAAUCUAUAUUGAAAAAAUAUUGUACCUGAAUGCAAUAAACUGUUUUAUCGAUGUUUUUAAA
Papilio polytes (common Mormon) is the source of this 1157-nucleotide messenger RNA. RefSeq names its product dual specificity protein phosphatase 23-like. The record is from RefSeq and is a predicted model, not a curated record. Gene Ontology annotation, molecular function: protein tyrosine/serine/threonine phosphatase activity. Gene Ontology annotation, biological process: dephosphorylation; cilium assembly. Lineage: Eukaryota; Metazoa; Arthropoda; Insecta; Lepidoptera; Papilionidae. The transcript has 3 exons. Bases 367 to 1050 code for a protein of 227 amino acids.